Molecule: messenger RNA, 1257 nt
Organism: Staurois parvus
Lineage: Eukaryota; Metazoa; Chordata; Amphibia; Anura; Ranidae
Source: the annotation of a GenBank genome assembly
AUGCUGGGCUCGGGUGGCUCCAUAGACCGGGGGCGGCUCCGACAGCUGCUGAGGGGGAGUGUGGCCGGCCUGUGCGAGCUGAGACUCCUCCGGGAGAGGCAGGAGGUCCGGGUCCGCCGGGCGCUGCGGGGGGGAGAGGAUCUGGACAGACAGUUGUGGGAGUUGGAGAGACAGCUGGGAGAGCUCAGACUGCGAGCCGAGACCGACAACCAGAGCCCGGAGUUGGACGCCAAUAACCCGGAGUCAUGUGACGUCUUCCUGGACCGCCCCCCGCGGAUGGGUCAGGCGGAGGCCCGCAUGCAUUACGCCAGCGAACGCCCGAAGAGCGCAGGUGACCUGGUUGUGGGAUCCCAGCACCCCCGCUCCUCUUCUUCCCGCCUGCUGGUUCCUCGCUCCAUGUCUGCUCCCUACCCCUCCCCCUCCUCUCCUCCUCCCCCUCCCCCCGCUCGCCGGGCUGAAGGCUACAUCCUCUCUCUUCUCCGCCGCCAGCUACGCACCCCCUACAUGCGCUCGGUCUCCGCUGAGCGCCCCACCCCCCCUCCUCCACCCCCUCCCCCACCUCCUCCCGCUCCAGCCUGUAGAAUGACCACCACCUCUUACACCCCUGUCCAUCGGGGCCCCCGAAGAAAGCACCCGCCCCUGCUGAAGGGCCGCAGCGUGGAGGGCUCUCCCCCGAGACCCCCCCGGAAAUGUCUGUCGGCGGAGGAGCCGCCACGGAAAAGGGGAGGGCGCAGGACGCCGCGGUCUCUGUCUGAGACGAGCCUGAGGGACCCCAUCCAGCAGCAGGAGGAGUGCGCGGAGGUCGGGGUGCACGCCGAAGCGUGGGACGGCUCCAGGGGGAACUUGGCGGCCUGGGGUCACCCCAGAAAUCACAGGGAAAGCUGGGCCAAUGCCCGAUCGCACACUGAGGGUUGGGCCGACCAGCGGCCCUUCGUCCCAGAGUGGGGCCCCAUGCAGGAAGGAGGGCGGUGCUACACCCUGGGCAGAGACGGGAGGGCCCCGCCGGUGAGGCUCGGCCCCCCCUGCAGGAAGUGGAGAUCGACUGCCGAGAUCAGCGCCGGGGUGCCGGAGGUGGAGCCGCGGGUCGAUUCGGAGGGGGAAGAGGAGGAGGAAGAAGGGGAGCUGGUGUGGCCAAUGCAGCUUCCUCCCCGCGAUGCCGAGGGGCCCCCAGGUGUUCAAAGUGAAAGCCUCACAGGCGCUAAAGAAAAAGAUCAUGCGCUUUCACACGGGGUCACUCAAGGUCAUGACCACAGUGUG